UGAGCUGCCAUCCAUCUCUCUCUCUCUAACGGAAGAAAACAAGACAACCCAAAGGAAGUUUGAGCACCUUAGCAGGUGAUCCCACCUAAGGCCAUCUUUCUCUCUUUUUCUCUCUCUAGACAUAUAUGUUGAUUCUGAGGGCUAGUGCAGCCGUGCAGAAAGUUGUGUCUCGGAUCCCUAUAUACGGUCUAUCUCGUGAACGCCAAUAACGAGAAAACUGCCUACUUUUUCUCCACUCAUAAACACUAACCACGCUUGAGUAUAAAGGGGAUUGUGGUCCUCAACCCAGCUUUUGUAUUCCGUAAUAAUUCUCUCCAUAGAGUCCAUACUCCAUUACCCUUUCUCUGUUUUCUUCUACUGCUCCCUUCUGUUGCAUUCCCAAGCCUUUCACAGAGAGAGAAGAGAGAGAGUAAGGUUAUUGAGGGACUGAGCAAUGCAGGAAACAAGUGGGUUGGGAAUAUUAGGGGGUAGCGGUGGUUCUGGAGCUGGUGGGUUAAACGAGGAUGUGCCCAUGUCGGUUUCGCUAGCGAUUUCAGCGGAGCAACAGCGGCAGCUCAAGGCGGAGAUCGCUACACACCCGCUCUAUGAGCAGCUUCUAGCUGCCCAUGUUGGGUGUCUCCGUGUGGCUACUCCAAUUGACCAUUUACCUUUCAUCGAUAUGCAGCUUGGGCAGGCUCACCAUCUCCUUCGUUCUUACGCUUCCCUGCAUCAUCACCAACCAACUGCCCUCUCUCCCCAUGAGAGACAGGACCUCGACAACUUCUUGGAACAAUAUCUGUUGGUGCUAUACUCAUUCAAAGAACAACUUCAACAACAUGUUCGUGUCCAUGCUGUGGAGGCUGUUAUGGCUUGCCGUGAAAUUGAACAAUCCUUCCAAGCUCUCACAGGAGCAACUCUUGGUGGAGGAACAGGAGCAACAAUGUCAGAUGAUGAAGAUGAUGAAGUCCAAACGGAUGGUGGUUUAGAUCAAACAGGUCCUGAUGGGUUUGACAUGACAGGAUUUGGUCCAUUGCUUCCGACAGAAUCUGAACGAUCUCUUAUGGAGAGAGUUAGGCAGGAAUUAAAGAUUGAACUGAAACAGGGAUUUAGGUCAAGAAUUGAAGAUGUAAGAGAGGAGAUAUUAAGAAAAAGAAGGGCAGGAAAAUUACCUGGUGAUACAACUUCGGUGUUGAAAAAUUGGUGGCAACAACACUCAAAGUGGCCCUAUCCUACGGAGGAUGACAAGGCAAAACUUGUGGAGGAGACGGGCUUGCAACUUAAACAAAUUAACAAUUGGUUCAUCAACCAAAGAAAGCGCAACUGGCACACUAAUUCUCAAUCAAUGACCUCUUUAAAGUCCAAACGCAAAAGGUAGACCAAUUCAUUUUACCUGCUCUGGCUUAUGGAGAAACAUGAAACAUACUUUACGAGAAAAUAGAUGUUAUGUGAAUUCAUGGGUAGCUGAUUCUAUCUAAACCCCUCCAUCAGCUGGGGGAAGAAGGGUGGCAGUUAGAGAAGUUUAAGAUUAGGAAUGCAGUAUAAGCAGAUAAUGUAUUAUAUGUAUGUAGCAGCACUGAUCUGUUUUCCAUCACAUCGUUCAACAAAGAGUCAAAGCAAUGCUUCUAACCAUUGGAGGCCUCUGUUUCCCUGAACUCUACAGAAAGGAACAGUAAGUAAUGCCUGAAGCAGAAGUGCACUUUCUGAAGGGAAAAUAGUCUACUAUGUGAUGCAGGGUAAAUUCACAGUUAAAAUCUGAGACUGUGUAAUGUUUUUCUUGGUGUAUGAUAAAGUUUGGGGGAGGGACAAAUGUAUUGCCUUGAAAGUUCUCUUUGCUUGUGUGUGUGUGUGUGUGUGUGUGUGUGUGUGUCAAUGAGUGUCACUUCCAUGGUUCAUUGAAUUUGCUCAUCUUAUAUUUCAGUAAGCUAAUGUAAAUCAUAUAUUGCAGACUUCCAGGAAACCUUAUGAUUUAAGUUCAUUGAUCUGUAAUAUUUAGAAGUUAGAAAAACUCUUAUACAGACAUGAAUAACUACCUUUGUUGCUGCAAUGGUAUCAUUGAAUAAAGCCAUACCACUGAUCCAUGUAAAA
This is a messenger RNA of Macadamia integrifolia, 2064 nucleotides long. RefSeq names its product homeobox protein HD1-like. Gene Ontology annotation, biological process: regulation of DNA-templated transcription. Gene Ontology annotation, molecular function: DNA binding. The record is from RefSeq and is a predicted model, not a curated record. Gene Ontology annotation, cellular component: nucleus. NCBI's taxonomy places the organism in Eukaryota, Viridiplantae, Streptophyta, Magnoliopsida, Proteales, Proteaceae. Bases 434 to 1354 code for a protein of 306 amino acids. The transcript has 5 exons.